UAAAGGAUACGCAGACGAACACUUGACGAAGCGGGUGUCUGCGUGCUAACAGCGCAUGUUAGCCAUUAAACCAAACAUCAGUGUUGCUCAUGUAUUCUUCACUGUCACAGAAGAAGUUUCGCAUAAAUGGAGAUUCUUGGGUCAACCGAGAAAAUAAGCGACCCAUCCCUGCCUCUGUCUGCCCUUCGCCUCCUGGUGCCCCCGUUGCAGCUUCUGUCUGCAGCUAUGUGGCAGCUGGCGAAGCAGAAAGAUGUGAUGAAUUACGAGAAGCUCCAGGAGUUUGUGUCCAUGGUGACGGAGGCUGUGCCUGGACUGAUCAGUCACACACAGAGGGCCCAGUUGAUACUGGGUCUUAGAGCACGGCUAAUUCUGGAGCUUUGCAAAGGCUCAGCACAAGGUCACGUUGAUUCCCAAGCCAUUCUGAGCCAUUUAGAAAGACUCCCUUUGACAUAUACAAACGCAGAUUACAGGGAUGCGGGGGUGAAAACAACAGAGACCACCUUUAUUGCCCUUGUACAAAGCUUACUGAAGGAUCCGGUUGAGAGGGCGUACUUCUUCCAGGAGGUUUUUCCAAUGGAGUAUGGACCACAGUAUGAUGCUGCUUUGCAUGUGUUAUUAUGGGAGCUACUCUCAAAACUCGAGAAGCUACUUCCAGUACCGGACCUGAAACAGACUGCAGCUUGGCUUGCUUCUCUUCCCUCCAUGUUUGAGGAUUGUGUUCAACCCUCAGCUGAAGAACUGAACUCAGUCUUUGAGCACUAUAAAAACUCAGGUUGCUUAAAAAUCACUUAUGGUCCUUCAUCCACCAUUGGAAGCUGCAUCAUGUCUGCUUUAUCCAUUCCACCCUCACAAAAGACUAACAUCUCUGUCGGACUGCAGUCCAUCCACAAUUAUGCCAACCUACUGAACCCAGUGGCCUUUGUUGGAACAGACCAGUACAGCAUCGUGGCUGUCUACACUGAAGUGGAAGUCGGACAAUCUGAAGUUAAUGAACAAUUAGUUGAGUCGGCUGAAGUUCAGGUUCAGACAGACUUCUACGAAGAAGAGAUUGUGGCUGCCAGCACAGAGAGCGUCAGCAUCGAGGAGGUCUCUAGCGUCAGAGCAGAAGAAACAAAUGAAACUGCAGAUGUCGCUAAAGCUCUGGAGACUCUGACAAAAACUUUUGCUUUAAAAAAGGAGAGCCUGGGUCAAGAGGUACUGACAAGAAGGACUAAUGACUCACCUCUAAAUGAUGAAGUUGUGUUAGAAGAUGCUGUAGAUGAAGGCAAAGCAUCUGAAGGAUGUGAUCACUUUGAUGACAGAAUAGAAGCAAACGUUGAACACAUGGAGAAUGAUUUUGGAGACAUCGUGAGCAACAUCAACUCUAAUCACUUCGAAUCCAUUCCUGUCCCUGAAGAGGUGACAGACGUUUCCAGUCAGAGCUCUGUUCCUGACACACAACAUUCUGCCUCCUCUGCCAAUAUCCGCAGAUCCUCUCGUCUGCAGAUGAAGACCUCACCCAGUUGGCAUGAGAGGUGUAAACUGCAACGACAGAAGGACGUUACACCAGAAAUGAGCAAACCUGACAUAUCAGUUUCUCCAUCUGUGAUCGCAAUCAAAGGAACAGACAAAGGUGAUUCCGAUGAGGUGAAGUCCAUCAUCUUCACCUGUUCACAGUGUCCCUUCCACGACUCGGAUGAAAACAGUCCACCUCACUUCCACAUGCAGAGCGUUAAAACAGAAACACUCAGGACUCUAGAGGGAGCCAAAUUCACACCAUCUCCUUCCAGCUCUGAUGAAAUAUUUACAUCGAUAAAACUUUUCCCCAAAGGAAACACAGAGCAGAGUCAAGCAGUGCCACCGGUCCAUCAGAGCAAAGCGAGUGUGUCGCAGGCCCAGGGCAAACAAAAGGGCCUCAUGUGUGAAACCUGUGGAAAAACCUUCACACGCAGCUCGGACGUCCGGAGACACCAGCUCACUCACACUGGAGAAAGACCGUUCCGCUGCUCGCAGUGCGACCGGACCUUCCAGCACUCGUGGGAUCUCGCCAAGCACGAGAGCAAGCACCACGGCGUGGCCAUCUCCUUCAGCUGCCAGCUGUGCGGGAGCGCCUUCGCCAACCUCAGGGCUUUGACCCUUCACCACAAGCAGUCCCACUCGCAGGAGAGGCAGCUCCCGCAGAUCUGCUCCAUCUGCAGCCAGAGUUUCCCCACGUCCUCUGAGCUGUGGGAGCACAAGAAGUCCCACGUCACCAGCAAGCGCUACAUCUGCCAGCAGUGCGGGGACGGCUUCGACUCGCUGCUCGCCCGCUCCAAGCACAGACAACUGCAUCAGGUCAAGCACCAGUUCAAGUGUCCGCACUGCGAGAAGACGUACACUCGCAGGUCUGACGUGAAGAGGCACCUGUCCACCCACACAGGGGAGCGUCCUUACCAGUGUAACCAGUGCAACAAGCGCUUCUCACUCCGCUUCAUGCUCAUAAAGCACCUGCGUGUCCACACGGGGGAGCGGCCCUUCCAGUGCUCCCACUGUCCAAAGAGGUUCACGCUGGUGUCUGUGCUGGCCAGACACGAGAGGAUGCACACGGGGGAGAAGCCUUUUCUCUGUUCGCAGUGUGGUAAGGGCUUCUUGUCACAGGGAGAGCUUUCAAAGCACCACAGGUCGCACGAGGACGCCAGGCCCUACUCCUGCCAUCAGUGCAACAAGCGUUUCAAGAGCAAGAAAACCCAGCAGGAGCAUAUCGUAUCACACACGGGAGCCCGCCCGUACCCCUGCACCUACUGCGGGAAGGGCUUCACCAAACCCUACGCGCUGACCAGACACAACCUCAUUCACACGGGGGAGAGGCCCUUCCCCUGCGGACAUUGCGAGAAGUCGUUCCUCACCCUCAGCGAGGCUCAGCUGCACGAGCGUAUUCACACGGGUGAGAGACCGUACGCCUGCAGCGCGUGUGAGCUCAAAUUCAAGAGCUCGUCGGAGCUGGCGCGGCACCGACGGAGCCACUCGGGACUGAAGCAGCUGAAGCCGUACUGUGAGCAGUGCAUGAGAACGUUCACGUCCAAAGCGAAGCUGAGGAAACACAUGGAGACGCACAGGGAGCAGGAGGAAGCAGCGGCGUCUGUGGACUCUGUACAGCCUGAGAAAGAAUAACACACAGGCAUAAAUUUGAUUGGCUCAGAUUAUGGGACUGUACAAUAAGCAGAUCAGGAAAAUAGUGAUUGGUACUGACAUCCUUCAACUUUGGUUAAAUAAACCUGAAAAAAUAAAA
This is a messenger RNA of Betta splendens (Siamese fighting fish), 3247 nucleotides long. RefSeq names its product zinc finger protein 665-like. Bases 127 to 3129 code for a protein of 1000 amino acids. The transcript is spliced from 9 exons. Gene Ontology annotation, biological process: regulation of cytokine production; negative regulation of transcription by RNA polymerase II; regulation of immune system process. The record is from RefSeq and is a predicted model, not a curated record. Lineage: Eukaryota; Metazoa; Chordata; Actinopteri; Anabantiformes; Osphronemidae.